Messenger RNA from Colletotrichum destructivum, 649 nucleotides. RefSeq lists its product as uncharacterized. The transcript is spliced from 3 exons. NCBI's taxonomy places the organism in Eukaryota, Fungi, Ascomycota, Sordariomycetes, Glomerellales, Glomerellaceae. The record is from RefSeq and is a predicted model, not a curated record. The coding region runs from base 230 to 649 and encodes 139 amino acids.
CAUAACUAUCAGCAGGCACGAGUGGCUCACCCACAGCGGCUAUAGCACUUCUCAGCGGCACCUGGCACACCCUGACCGACUUUCUAGCCAUUGUCAUUGCGACCACCACACACACCUAACACCAAACUUAAGAACGCUUUUGAGGUACGGAGAAAACAAACAGAAAAAAGUCACUCAUCACCGGCACAAAGAAAACUCUCCAAUCGUCUUCAACUCCUCCGCUGCGAAUAUGGCCGACAACGAAUCCAGCGAGUCGCAGAGACCCAAGUCGCUCCAACCCACCAAGACGCCUGAGCCACGAUUAGACCAGCAAAUGGUCACCGGCAGCACCCCCAGCAACACCCCCAGCACCCCGGGUGUUUUCCCUUCUUUCGACUGGGAAGAGUUCGAAGUCCGGUAUGAAAAGGCCCUUGCGGAGGCCGAUGGGAAGGAGAGAGAACUCUUGCUAGAGUUCGACAGUCUCGUGAAAUACUUCAACGUCUGGGCAUCCACUUCAAGUGCUCACGACAAUGAACGUGCAGUUAAGCGUCUCCACACGAGGCAGAGAUAUGUCAACUUGGCGGAGAAGAAUAUGGCUCAAAGGGAGGAGCACAUGACCGAAGUGCUCCGCGCUUUCCAAAGCGCUCUCGCCCUUCUAAGCCGGUCUUAG